Molecule: messenger RNA, 2310 nt
Organism: Ahaetulla prasina
Lineage: Eukaryota; Metazoa; Chordata; Lepidosauria; Squamata; Colubridae
Gene: SLC28A3
Product: solute carrier family 28 member 3
Exons: 16
Coding region: 1-1830 (609 amino acids)
Biological process (GO): pyrimidine nucleoside transport; purine nucleoside transmembrane transport
Cellular component (GO): membrane
Molecular function (GO): pyrimidine- and adenosine-specific:sodium symporter activity; purine-specific nucleoside:sodium symporter activity
Source: RefSeq, a predicted model, not a curated record
AUGAGCCGUGGUGGCACAUGGAAACUUACAAGGAAAUAUGAUAUGGUCCUUCAAUUUUGCAGGAAACAUAAAACUAUAAUCCGAUACAUAAUUUUUGGAAUACUAAUUAUGGGUUACCUGGCAAUGGUGAUUGCGGCCUGCAUCUUGAAUUUUCACAGAGCCUUAGCGCUCUUCAUCCUCACUCUCCUCGCCAUUUUUUUCAUCUGUUGGGACUUUUUCAUAGCCAGAUAUGAGAGUAAAAUCUCAGAGUUGCUGUCUCCUUUGGGAAGAUUUUUGAAAGCUCAAUGGUUUUGGCUGAAAUGGGUGGUGUGGAUCAUCUUAAUAGUUGCUGGUGUGUGUUGGUUAAUUUUCGAUACUGCGAAGCAAGGGACCAACCAGCUUAUUUCUUUUGGUGGGCUUCUUAUGUAUAUUCUCUUGAUGCUGAUCUUCUCCAAGUACCCAACCAAAGUUGUAUGGAGGCCAGUAAUCUGGGGUGUUGCAAUACAGUUUGUUCUUGGACUUAUAACCUUGAGAACAAAAAUAGGAUUUGAUGCAUUCAAUUGGCUUGGCAAUCAAGUGCAGAUUUUCUUGGGAUACACGGAUGCUGGUGCUAAAUUUGUAUUUGGUGAAAAGUAUACUGAUCACUUCUUUGCCUUCAAGGUGCUGCCUAUUAUCAUUUUCUUCAGUACAGUGAUGUCUGUGCUAUACUAUGUUGGAUUCAUGCAGUGGCUUAUUAAAAAGGUUGGAUGGAUCAUGCAAAUUACCUUACAGACAAGUCCAGUUGAAUCUUUAGUUGCAGCUGGCAAUAUAUUUGUGGGAAUGUCGGAGUCCCCUCUCAUGGUAAAGCCGUAUCUGCCCUAUGUUACCAAGUCUGAACUCCAUGCUAUCAUGACCGCUGGUUUUGCCACCAUUGCUGGAAGUGUUUUAGGAGCAUAUAUUUCCUUUGGGGUUUCAGCUUCUCAUUUAUUAACUGCUUCCGUGAUGUCAGCACCAGCAGCGUUAGCUAUUGCUAAACUCUUUUGGCCUGAAACUGAAAAUCCCCAGAUAAAUGCACAACAGGAUACAAAAAUGGAAAAAGGAGAAGCUAGGAACCUGCUGGAAGCUGCCAGCCAAGGUGCCAGUGCUGCUAUCCCGCUGGUAGCCAACAUUGCUGUGAAUCUGAUUGCCUUCCUUGCUUUGCUGGCCUUCUUUAAUGCAGUCCUGUCUUGGCUGGGGAACAUGUUUGACUACCCACAACUGAGCUUUGAGAUAAUCUGUUCAUAUCUAUUCAUGCCAUUGUCUUUUAUGAUGGGAGUAGAUUGGGAAGACAGCUUUAUUGUUGGUGGGCUCCUUGGUUAUAAGACUUUCUUCAAUGAAUUUGUGGCUUAUGAACACCUUGCAAACUUGAUUAAACUACGAAAGAAGGGAGGACAAAUGUACAUCAACGGUGUGAAACAGUACUUGAGUAUACGAUCCGAAACAAUUGCCACUUACGCUCUUUGUGGAUUUGCAAAUUUUGGUUCAGUGGGAAUGGUACUUGGAGCACUAUCAUCCUUGGCUCCCUCCAGGAAGAGAGACAUUGCGGGAGGAGCCUUCAGGGCUAUGAUUGCUGGUACUGUGGCUUGCUUCAUGACAGCUUGCGUUGCAGGUAUACUAUCUGAAAAUCCAUGCACAACGUUAUUACAAAGCAACUUCAAUGAGAAUGACAAUAGCACAGAAAUAAUUGCUUGCUGCUUAAACCUCUUUAACAGUGGCAACAGUUCUGCAGAGGUCUUCCCAAAGUCUAACAGCAGUUUAAGAUCCUUGCACCAAUGUUGCCAACUUCUGGGCCCAUCCAAGGUUAAUUGUAGCUCGGUCACUCCAUUAUCUUAAGCUGUUGCAUAGGAUUCAAAUUCAUGGUGGAUGAACAGAAAAGACAAGAUGGACAUGGGGUGAUCUUGUUGCUAAUGUAAACAGGGAAAAAACUUGAUUUAAUUUAAAGUGGAGUGAUAGCUAUCUGCACCCUCUAUUUUCAUAAUGUUGCUGCUGAAGGACGUUGAUAUAUUUGUAAGGAGAGAAAAAACUUGCACACACAUAUAUCACAAUUCACUUUUAAGGUUUAGAAUGACAUUUGAAUCUGAAAUGGCUUCCAUCUUGGAUAUAUAGAAAUAACUUGACAACUCAUUGUAGGUUAGGUCUGGUUUGCACCAAUUCCCAGUAGUGUCUGAAUGGAUCCUGUUGAUACACUAAGCCACUAAACUUGGUUAAAAUGCAGCCUGGGGUGGGAUAAGAUGGAGACACAUUCAGUCACAUUAAUUCAAUUUGAACCCAUCAGAGAAAUAUUCAAUAAUUAUAUAAUAUGACUCUAAAUUU